Medicago truncatula (barrel medic) is the source of this 2916-nucleotide messenger RNA. Its product is annotated as granule-bound starch synthase 2, chloroplastic/amyloplastic. The coding region runs from base 236 to 2512 and encodes 758 amino acids. NCBI's taxonomy places the organism in Eukaryota, Viridiplantae, Streptophyta, Magnoliopsida, Fabales, Fabaceae. The transcript has 8 exons. The record is from RefSeq and is a predicted model, not a curated record. Gene Ontology annotation, molecular function: alpha-1,4-glucan glucosyltransferase (UDP-glucose donor) activity.
CUUUUUUCUGUCACAACAAAAUUUGUGGUUCCCUUAAUUUCUCAAAAAAAAAAAAAAAAAACCCAUUAAAACCCUGUUCUUUUUCACUUCCAAAGAAAGAAGAAGAAAAACAAACCUAACCUUUGAUCAAUUUUCUCCAAUUGGGUCGAACCCAAUUGCAAAAAACCAUUCAAUUCUUGUUCAUAACUCAAUUUCACCAUCUGGGUCAUCACCAUUUUUCAUCAAUUCAUUGAUCAUGUUAUCACUUGGUUCUGACACUACUGUGUUACUUUUUCACACUAAGAAUCUCAAAUUCACACCAAAAAUCAACACUUUGAAUGCUGAUUCAGGUUUUAGUAGGAGUAGGGGUAGAUUGAACUAUGGUAGUGUUGGAUUGAAGUAUAAGCAUAUUAGAGCUGUUGGUAAGAGUAUUGGGAAUGAUGAGAAUGAGGAUGAAGAUGAAGAUGAUGUUUUGAAUGCUACAAUUGAAAAGAGUAAAAAGGUUCUUGCUUUGCAAAAGGAGCUAAUUCAACAGAUUGCUGAAAGAAAGAAACUAGUUUCUUCUAUAGAUAGUGACAGCAUUCCUGGAUUGGAAGGAAACGGUAUUUCUUAUGAAAGCAGUGAAAAGUCUGCGUCAAGUGACUCAAAUCCACAGAAAGGUUCUACCAGGAGUGGCAGCGGCAGUGCUGUUGAAAACCAAAAUGGCGGCACUGUUUUAAGAAGCUCUGUCCAUUCUAGAGAAAAGGAGACACAGGACGUUUCAUCUGCAGGCAUUAAUCAAGAUUUUGUUGAACAAAAAAAGAGAAAUGAUGCUGAAAUGGCUUCGUCUAGGCAACGUUUUGAUGAACAAUUUAAAAACAAGAGGUAUGAGGGAAAGAAGUCAAUUAGACCUGAUACCGUGCCGAAAGACCUUUCAAGUAACAUCAAAACUUAUAGCCAAAAGUUUGAAAAUCUGAAACGUGAGAGUGAAUCAAGUUCAAAGGAGGUCACUAAUGAACCUGAAAAUAUUGAGAGUGAAGGUGAAAACCCCCCACCAUUGGCUGGGCCCAAUGUUAUGAACAUUAUAUUGGUUGCGGCAGAAUGUGCUCCUUGGUCGAAAACAGGUGGGCUUGGAGAUGUUGCUGGAGCAUUACCGAAAGCUUUGGCUCGGCGUGGACAUAGAGUUAUGGUUGUUGCACCUCACUAUGGUAAUUAUGCUGAAGCACAAGAUAUAGGAGUACGAAAGAGAUACAAAGUAGCUGGUCAGGAUAUGGAAGUGACAUAUUUCCAGACUUAUAUUGAUGGCGUCGACUUCGUUUUUAUUGACAGUCCAAUAUUUCAACAUCUAGAGAGUAACAUAUACGGUGGAAACCGAGUGGAUAUUUUAAGGCGCAUGGCGUUGUUUUGCAAGGCAGCAGUUGAGGUUCCUUGGCAUGUUCCAUGUGGCGGCGUUUGCUAUGGAGAUGGAAAUCUGGUCUUCAUAGCAAAUGAUUGGCAUACUGCAUUGCUGCCGGUGUAUCUAAAAGCAUAUUAUCGUGACCAUGGUUUGAUGAAUUAUACAAGAUCUGUUCUCGUGAUUCAUAACAUAGCUCACCAGGGUCGGGGCCCGCUGGAUGAUUUCAACAUUGUGGAUCUACCUGGAAACUACAUAGACCUUUUCAGAAUGUACGACCCCGUUGGAGGCGAGCACUUCAACAUCUUUGCAGCCGGUCUAAAAACAGCAGACAGGAUUGUCACUGUUAGUCACGGAUACGCGUGGGAGCUUAAAACUUCAGAAGGUGGUUGGGGUUUGAAUGGCAUCAUAAACGAGAAUGAUUGGAAAUUUAGAGGAAUUGUGAAUGGUGUUGACACAAAAGAUUGGAACCCUCAAUUCGACGUUCACUUGAAGUCAGAGGGUUACACUAACUACACCCUCGAAACCCUACAAACCGGAAAGCGUCAAUGUAAAGCAGCCUUACAAAAGGAGCUUGGUUUACCUGUUCGUGAGGAUGUUCCGAUAAUCGCCUUCAUCGGAAGAUUAGAUCAACAGAAAGGUGUUGAUCUCAUAGGCGAAGCGAUUCCUUGGAUGAUGAGCCACGAUGUGCAACUAAUCAUGUUGGGAACCGGAAGACCUGAUUUAGAAGAAAUGCUAAGGCAAUUCGAAUGGCAACAUCACGACAAAAUUCGAGGCUGGGUUGGUUUUUCAGUUAAGAUGGCUCAUAGGAUAACAGCAGGUGCAGAUAUAUUGCUCAUGCCAUCAAGAUUUGAGCCGUGUGGAUUGAAUCAACUCUAUGCGAUGAACUAUGGAACGGUUCCUGUUGUACACGCGGUUGGCGGUCUCAGAGAUACAGUGCAGCCUUUUAAUCCGUUCGAUGAAUCGGGUGUUGGUUGGACGUUUGACAGAGCAGAAGCUAACAAGUUAAAGGCGGCAUUAUGGAAUUGCAUAUUGACUUAUAGGGAUUAUAAGAAGAGUUGGGAAGGGAUUCAACGAAGAGGGAUGUCACAGGAUCUUAGUUGGGACAAUGCUGCUGAACAAUACGAGGAAGUUCUUGUUGCUGCCAAAUACCAAUGGUGAAAUUCUUGGCAUGUACUCCACCUUUGUAGUUUGAUCAACAUGUUUCAUGCUGAAUUGUUUCAAGGUUUAUGAAACGGAGCAGCUGCGCGGUGCAGCAGCUAUAAGGACCGUUUGAUCUAGGAAGAUAAAUUUUCUCAAACUAUACAACGGUUUUCAUAGCUGUUGCGCUGUGCAAGGUGCUAUAGGGAUUCAAAUCCAGGUCCUUAGGAACAUUUUUGUCAUGUGAACUAAGGAUUGUGUAAUGCAAUUGGUACAUAUGUUUCUGCCACAUACUAAUGUAAACUUGAGUCUUACUGACUGAAGAUAAAUUGAGCCUAAACCUUCUCUAAGGUAUUGUUUGGUUUAGUGAAAAAUGCAAGGAUGGAAAAGAGAGGAAAAAUCAACCUUUUUCAUUGUUUGAUUGA